AUGAAGAGCAAUCGGGCACGCAAGGGCGGAGGGGGUUCCAAGGACCUCGGCGCAGGACUCAAGUACAGCUCGCGGCCUCAGAGCAUGAAGGGCAUUGAGGAAGGCGUGGAGUUCUUGCCAGUCAACAAUACCAAGAAGGUUGAGAAGCGGGGCCCGAAGCGCUGGGUGGUGCUGGUGGCCGUGCUGGUUGGCAUCUUCUUGCUUUCUCUCAUGACUUGUUUCAUGGUGUGGCACUUCCAGUACCAGAAUGCGCGGGUUCAGAAGGUCUUCAAUGGCUACCUGAGGAUCACAAAUGAGAACUUUCUGGAUGCCUAUGAGAACUCCAACUCCACGGAGUUCGCAAACCUGGCCAGCAAGGUGAAGGAAGCGCUGAAGCUGUUGUACAGUGGGGUGCCGACCCUCGGCCCCUACUACAAGAAGUCGUCUGUGACUGCCUUCAGCGAGGGCAGUGUCAUUGCCUACUUCUGGUCCGAGUUCAGCAUCCCCAAGUACCUGGUGGAGGAGGCCGAGAGCGCCAUGGCAAAGGAGCGUGUGGUCACAAUGCCACCCCGUGCCCGCGCCCUCAACUCCUUCGUGCUGACCUCGGUGGUGGCCUUCCCCACUGACCCCAGAACAGUGCAGACCACCCAGGACAACAGCUGCAGCUUUGCCCUGCACGCCCGCAGCGGGGAGGUGACCCGCUUCACCACGCCUGGCUUCCCUGACAGCCCAUACCCGGCUCGGGCCCGCUGCCAGUGGACCCUGCGGGGGGACGCCGACUCCGUGCUGAGCCUCACCUUCCGAAGCUUUGAUGUCGCGCCCUGUGACGAUCGUGGCAGUGACCUGGUCAUGGUGUAUGACACCCUGAGCCCCGUGGAACCCCGUGCCGUGGUGCAGCUGUGUGGCACCUACCCUCCCUCCUACAACCUGACCUUCCUCUCCUCCCAGAAUGUCUUGCUCGUCACGCUGAUAACCAACACUGAGCGGCGACACCCUGGCUUUGAGGCCACGUUCUUCCAGCUGCCUAAGCUGAGCAGCUGUGGAGGCUACUUACGUGGAACCCAAGGGACAUUUAGCAGCCCCUACUAUCCUGGCCACUACCCGCCCAACAUGAACUGCACGUGGGACAUUGAGGUGCCCAACAACCAAAACGUGAAAGUGCUCUUCAAGCUCUUCUACCUGUUGGAGCCCAACGUGCCCCCGGGCAGCUGCCUCAAGGACUACGUGGAGGUCAACGGGGAGAAGUACUGCGGGGAGAGGACCCAGUUUGUGGUGACCAGCAAAAGCAGCAAGAUCACUGUUCGCUUCCAUUCCGACCAGUCCUACACUGACACGGGUUUCUUGGCCGAGUACCUCUCCUAUGAUUCCAGUGACCCGUGCCCGGGGAUGUUCAUGUGUAACACGGGCAGGUGUAUCCGGAACGAGCUGCGCUGUGACGGCUGGGCUGACUGCACGGACUACAGCGAUGAGCUCAACUGCCAAUGCAAUGCCACCUACCAGUUCACGUGCAAGAACAAGUUCUGCAAGCCCCUCUUCUGGGUGUGUGACAGUGUGAACGACUGCGGGGACAACAGUGAUGAGCUGCAGUGCAGCUGCCCGGCUCAGACCUUCCAGUGUGGCAAUGGGAAGUGCGUCCCACAGAACCAGCAGUGUGACGGGACAGACAACUGUGGAGAUGGGUCCGAUGAGGCCACAUGUGACAGAGUAACAACUGUUGCCUGCACCAAACACACCUAUCGCUGCCGCAACGGUCUCUGUGUGAGCAAGAGCAACCCCGAGUGUGAUGGGAAGAAGGACUGUAGUGAUGGCUCAGAUGAGAAGGAUUGUGACUGUGGGCUGCGGUCAUUCACCAGGCAGUCUAGGGUCGUCGGGGGCAAGAAUGCAGAUGAAGGUGAGUGGCCCUGGCAGGUGAGCCUCCACGCCCUGGGCCAGGGCCACGUGUGCGGGGCUUCGAUCAUCUCUCCCAAAUGGAUGGUGUCAGCAGCUCACUGCUUCAUCGACGACAAAGGAUUCAAGUACUCCGACCAUACCCUGUGGACUGCCUUCCUGGGCCUGCAUGACCAGAGCAAGCGCAGCGCCAGUGGGGUGCAGGAGCUCGGGCUCAAGCGCAUCAUCAGCCACCCUUACUUCAACGACUUCACCUUCGACUAUGACAUCGCACUGUUGGAGCUGGAACAGCCGGCCGAAUACAGCAGCACCGUGCGGCCCAUCUGCCUGCCGGAAGCCUCACACACCUUCCCCACCGGCAAGGCCAUCUGGGUCACCGGCUGGGGCCACACCCAGGAGGGAGGCUCCAGCGCGCUGAUCCUGCAGAAGGGCGAGAUUGUGACCCCUUUGCCGGGAGCAGCCACACCACCCGGGAAGGCUCAUGCUGCACCCAGACCUCCUGCAUCUGAAACUUUGGGGCAGGGCCCUGGAGUCUGUGUAUUAGCAAGUGUUCCAGAUGAUUCUAUGACCCUGAAGUUUGAGGGCCACCAUUUUAGCAGGGUGUCCACGGGUAACAGCAUCAGCCUCACCGAGUGCCCCCUGCCCAAUGCCCAGGGCAGUGGUGUACAAGUAAGAGCAGUAGGGGGCGCUCACACACCGCUUUUCAUUAGAUCAGUUGCUGAAAGGUCAGGCGUAGAGGUCCAGAAGGAAGUUUUGGGUGGUUCACCUUUCUCCAUGACGUUCCUCCCGUCCAGUUAA
Messenger RNA from Puma concolor (puma), 2664 nucleotides. Lineage: Eukaryota; Metazoa; Chordata; Mammalia; Carnivora; Felidae. The record is from RefSeq and is a predicted model, not a curated record.